This is a messenger RNA of Kalmanozyma brasiliensis GHG001, 2040 nucleotides long. RefSeq lists its product as uncharacterized. Gene Ontology annotation, molecular function: heat shock protein binding. The transcript has a single exon. The record is from RefSeq and is a predicted model, not a curated record. NCBI's taxonomy places the organism in Eukaryota, Fungi, Basidiomycota, Ustilaginomycetes, Ustilaginales. Bases 1 to 2040 code for a protein of 679 amino acids.
AUGUCGAACUACACAUACGAGCCCGUCUCGCCUCGCUCGCAGGGCUACAGCGAGUCGACGUUCUCCAGCCCUCGCUCCAUGUACACCGGUUCCGUGCGCACCGAAUCCACACGCAGCUCCAGCUCCGACGAUGGCGAGGCCGUCGUUCGUGUCGUGGCUCCCCUCGCAAAGCGACCGUCCGGUCCCAACAGCAUUCAAGAGCGCAACGCCAUUGCGUUCGCCAACGUUGACUACCUCCACAACGCCCUCAAGCUCCAGGACUUCAACAACAAGCAGAGCCAGGACGACAACGCUCUCGAGGAGCUCCUCGGCCUGUACGCUGCCAACGCUAACGUCUCUUCUCACAGCCCCAAGCAGGCAGCCUUCCGAUCGCCCAAGGUCGACUCGAUUGGCGAAGAGGAUGAGCUCGAGCUCAUCGACGAGCAGCCGCGCUACACACGAGAGGAGAAGGGCAAGUCGGUCGACUCGAGCGACUCUGAACAGCAAGUUUCUUCCUCGCCGCCGCUGUCCUCUGAGGCCAGCAGCAUGUUCGGCGAGGCUGGCGCGCUCCCCACCUCGGGUCUCACCCGCGAGGACAUCGUCUUCCGCACCGCCAACCUCAACGAGUCGCCCCCUACCCUGCCCGCUGCCCAGUCUACCCUCGCCACCGCCUUCCCCUCGCUCACCGAGCCCCCCGCGCGCAUGUUCGGCGAGGACGGUGCCCCCCUCCCCCCAACCAAGAAGGAGGAGAUCACCGCCGCCGAGCGCGCCGCUCGCCAGGAUGCACUCAAGGUCGAGCUCAAGGGAAGCAAGGUGCACUCGCUCGUCAAGGCCGUCGUUGUUCUCGAAAGCCGCACCUCGCUGUGGAAGCGCAUCGCCGCCAUCGACAAGAAGGCUUCCGACUCUGCGCCGCUCCCUCUCCUUCCCGAGCUGCCCAACCCCUGGGACAUGGACAUCCACCACGAAGGCCUCGACAUCAGCACUAUCAAGACCAAGACGCGCAAGAUCUUUGAGCUGCCUCGCUCCAACACGGUCGGCGCCUGCCGCAAGUGUUCCGGUAGCGGCAGCGAGACGUGCCGUACCUGCCGCGGUGAAGCUGGCAACGAGUGCUUCUGGUGCUCCGGCUCGGGUCUGCAGAAGGGUCGUCGUCGCUGCGGUCGAUGCCAGGGCCAAGGUAAGCUGAGUUGCAUGGCCUGCGAGGGUAAGAAGGCCUCGACGUGCCGUUCGUGCGACGGUGCGGGCUGCGGCGAGUACUGCGCCUUUGUCGAGGUCAAGAUGCGUCGCAUCGAGGUUCCUGCCGUUUCGGUCGCCGACCUGCUUGGCUCGUCGCGCACCUCGGCCGCCAACGCCCACCCGAUGAUGGUCAAGAACGCCUCGAUCGACAUGCUGUGGGAGCUGGUCAAGAUGCUGGCCACCAAGGCGAGCGUCAAGGCCAAGCGCCCCUACUUGCCCGUGUCGGCGGUGUGCACGUGGGAGAAGAGCGUCAGCUACCUCGCCCAGGUCACCGCCAUCCAGCAGGCCAAGUUCAAGGCCGGCUCCAAGCAGCCUUUCCGUCCCGAGGGCCUGCACCGUCAUGUGGCGACCAAGACGCGAUACUUCUCGCUCUCGACCGACCCGGCACUGCCGCACGCCGAGUUGACGCUCGACCAAUUUGUCAAGCAGAACGUGCCCGAGAAGGCCGUCGUCGAGGUGGGCCCCGCGACGGGCGUGCACAACGUUUCGCGCCGUCUGUCGGUGAUGCUCCUCGGCGACGCCAACGCGCCGUUCACGCCACAGCUCUCGUCGACCGCAUCGUCGCCCAAGCAGUCGGGCGACUACUUUGGCGACUUUGCCGGUGCAGCGGGGACGGUGGUCUCGACGCCCGUCACGCCGCUGGCUGGCUCGUCGCCUGUCUUGUCGCCUACGCUCAGGCCCAGCAGCGUCCGCCCCAUGAGCCCCAUGCGCGCCCCUCCUGCUCAGUUCAACUCGGACGAGCUCAGGAUCAAGAUGCUCCGCCACUCAAAGAGUCUCUCUGGGGCCAACUUUUCCCGCCCCAUCACUGCCCCCGGUAUCCCCAUUUGA